UGAGCUCAUCCGUUGUAAACAACGCAUGCGCAGAGAAGGACAUCGGGGAGUGUUCUUAAGAGGGUCGAUGGAUUCAAGAGCAUCUUUAUGGACAAUGACCCGGCUUUAAAGACAAGAAAUGAUUCAACGAAAAGGACCUAAACUGGCCUUUUUGACGAGCGGCGGAGGAAGCGGGCUCACAAUACAGAUUUGAUUGUGAAUAGAUGGGACGUUUGCGACCUCUGACGGAACAGGGAAUUAGGAUUACUUUCCUGUUAACCUUCCUGCAGACCGUUAUAAUGGUGUACAGUGUUUGGGUUUGGUCUUAUUUUAAAUUUACUCUUUCGUGGGAAUAGAAAUAAUACUGUUUUAGUUACCUUUUUUUUGGUAACUUUACUGUCAGAUUUAUACUAAUAUCUUCCACAAAAAAACAAACAAAACAAAAAAAUCGCAGCCUGAUUACUUUUAUUUCUGGUGUCUAAUAUAUACAUUUAAAAAAAAGAACAAACAAACAACAAUUAUUUUCUUUCCAAUUUCUUCUGCUUCUAAAGUCAGUUUUGUCAAAAUUAAUUUUAAUCCACUGCACAAAUAAUUUAAUUUAAAUUAUGGCUGCCAAAAGCCCCUGGAUGUCAUGAGUUGGCCAUCUGCUGUUGGAUCUUACUUAAACCCACAGGCUUAAGCAGCAGCCGAAUCCAGGAAAUCAGAACGUUUCUUUGCCAGGACUCCACUGGCUACCUGCUGCAGGAAACAUGCUGAGGGCCACAGUGAGCUCAGCAGAGGAGAGGGAUGAGGAACAGGAGGAUGAAGGUGAAGAAGAAAUGAGAGAUGGAGGGGUGCCUUUCUAUGUGAAUAGAGGAGGUCUCCCAGUGGAUGAGGAGACCUGGGAGAGGAUGUGGCGUCAUGUGGCAAGAAUUCAUCCAAAUGGUGAAGGGCUGGCAAAGGAGAUCCGGAGUGCCGCUGACCUUCCCAAGAUUCCCAUACCAAGUGUGCCUUCAUACCAACUUACAACCACUAUCCCACAACGGCUGGAAGCCAUACAGAAGUACAUCAGGGAACUGCAGUACAAUCACACAGGGACGCAGUUUUUUGAGAUAAAGAAAAGCCGUCCUCUCACCGCGUUAAUGGACAUUGCGAAGGAGAUGACACGGGAGGCUCUGCCAAUCAAAUGUCUGGAAGCAGUUAUCCUGGGAAUUUACCUCACCAACAACAUGCCUGGUGUGGAGCGCUUUCCGCUCAGCUUUAAGUCUCAAUACUCAGGGAACCACUUCUACCAUAUUGUGCUGGGCGUUUACAGCGGGGGCCGCUUUGGGGCCCUGGGCAUGAGUCGAAGAGAGGACCUCAUGUUCAAGCCCAUGGAGUUCCGCACACUAACAGACUUAGUUCAGGAGUUUGAAGGGGCCUACAGGGGGAACUGGCACACCCUGCGCAAGGUGAAAAUCGGCCAGUACGUGUCCCACGACCCCCACAGUGUGGAGCAGAUAGAAUGGAAGCACUCAAUAAUAGACAUAGACAAGAUGAGUAAGGAGGAGCUGCGGAAGGAGCUGGAAAGGCACACCCGUGACAUGAGAUUGAAGAUAGGAAAGCAAGCGCCUCCGUCUCCAACCAAAGACAGGAGAAACAGCAUGGGCUCACCCAGCAGAGGACCAAACAGCCCCGUUCGCAGGAUCAGCCGAGUUGAGAAACGUCCCUCUGGAGAGAAGAAGGUUCUGGAACAAAAGUCAUCAACAGACAUCAACGGAUACCAGAUUCGAGUCUGAACUGUAAAUUGCUUCUCAAACUAGCCCCACACUUUGACCCGUGUGUUGGAUGGGUCACCAGCAACUUUUCUUCCUAAAACAUCUUUGUUUGUACAAGUUUUUUCAUGUAGCCUUUAAAUGUGUACAGUAACUGGUGCUGACACUGAUUUUAGUAUAGGAAAUGUACAGAAUUGUUUUUUUAUUAGUGUGGGAUAAAGCACCAUUGAGUGGAAACAUAUUCUUACACAAAUCUGUGCAUUCGGGCCUGUAUGCAGCUAGUCUGUAUUUAUGUGCCGAGUGUGCAAAACCAUAGCGUGUCGUACAAAUCCACCUCCACUUUGCUGGCGUCUACCACACAUGUAAGUACUGGUUUAUAAACCGCUGCCUGUGCCUUGUAUCAAUGUUUAAAUCAAAAAGUUCUUUAUUUUUCAGUCUUGUUGCCUAAUCAAACACAAAGCAGAGAAAUGUCUUCUUUUAAAUCCCUAUCAAAUAAACUAAAACUUGAGGCA
This is a messenger RNA of Oryzias latipes (Japanese medaka), 2224 nucleotides long. RefSeq names its product vasohibin 1 (gene vash1). The record is from RefSeq and is a predicted model, not a curated record. Gene Ontology annotation, biological process: regulation of angiogenesis. NCBI's taxonomy places the organism in Eukaryota, Metazoa, Chordata, Actinopteri, Beloniformes, Adrianichthyidae. Gene Ontology annotation, cellular component: cytoplasm.